Molecule: messenger RNA, 1764 nt
Organism: Microthlaspi erraticum
Lineage: Eukaryota; Viridiplantae; Streptophyta; Magnoliopsida; Brassicales; Brassicaceae
Source: the annotation of a GenBank genome assembly
AUGGGAGUUGUGGAGGAUACUGAACCUCCUUUGAAACGUGCAAAAACGCUUGCUGACGAACCGAACGGCUUCUCUGGGAACUCUUCAGUUAGAGGUAGCAGUGUGAACAGCUCUUUGGGAGACCUGAUGGCAAGGCCUCUGACCUCCCAAGGGGAUGAGGAAACUAUCGGCUCCAAAGGAGUCAUUAGGAAAUCUGAAUUCGUUAGAAUAAUCACCAAGGCUCUUUAUUCACUUGGAUAUGACAAAGCCGGGGCUAUGUUGGAGGAAGAAUCCGGAUUUCCUCUGCAUAACUCUAUCGUUAAGGUUUUUCUGCAGCAGGUGAAGGACGGAAAAUGGGAUGAAAGUGUUGUAUCAUUGCACAGAAUCGGUCUGCCUGAUGAAACGGCGGUCAAAUCUGCGUCUUUCUUGCUCCUCGAACAAAAAUUCUUUGAGCUUCUGAAAAUUGAAAAGAUAGUUGAUGCGCUGGGCACCUUAAGGAAUGAGAUUGUGCCUCUUCAUAUUAAUUCAAAGCGUGUUCAUGAGCUCGCUUCCUCCCUUAUAUCACCUUCAAACUUUAUAUCACAUACCAGUUCGGCUCCAGGUAAAGAAAGUGUGAAUGCAAGGUCCAAGGUUCUGGAGGAAUUGCAAAAUUUGCUUCCUGCUUCUGUUAUGAUCCCAGAAAAGAGGUUGGAGUAUUUAGUUGAGAAUUCCCUUCAUAUACAGCGGGAUUCUUGUGUUUUCCAUAAUACACUGGAUAGUGAUUUGUCUCUGUUUUCUGACCACCAAUGUGGGAAACACCAAAUUCCUUCUCAGACUGUUCAGAUCUUGGAGUCGCACACUGAUGAAGUUUGGUUCUUGCAAUUCUCACAUAAUGGCAAAUAUUUAGCUUCCUCUUCCAAGGAUCAGACCGCAAUUAUAUGGGAGAUCAACGCAGAUGGGCACAUUUCAUUGAAGCAUACACUUGUGGGCCAUCAGAAACCCGUGAUUGCCAUCUUAUGGAGUCAUGACGAUCGUCAAGUUAUUACAUGUGGAGCAGAAGAGGUUAUCAGACGCUGGGAUGUUGAUUCAGGAGACUGUGUUCACACGUACGAGAAAGGCGGUAUGGGUCCCAUUUCUUGCGGAUGGUCACCUGAUGGCCAGGGAAUAAUCGCCGGGAUGACAGACCGAAGCAUCUGCAUGUGGGAUUUAGAUGGUAGAGAGAUGGAAUGCUGGAAAGGUCAGAGGACACAAAAGGUAUCGGAUAUUGCCAUGACGGAUGAUGGCAAGUGGCUCGUAAGCGUAUGCAAGGACUCUGUGAUAUCCCUGUUUGAUAGGGAAGCGAAUCUUGAGAGACUGAUCGAAGAAGAAGACAUGAUUACCUCCUUCUCUCUUUCGAAUGACAACAAAUAUCUUCUGGUAAAUCUCCUCAACCAGGAAAUCCGUCUCUGGAAUAUCGAAGGUGACCCCAAGAUUGUGUCGAGAUACAAAGGCCACAAGCGUUCACGAUUCAUCAUCAGAUCAUGCUUUGGUGGGUAUAAACAAGGUUUCAUCGCUAGCGGAAGCGAGGAUUCUCAGGUAUACAUAUGGCACAGAUCUACAGGGAAGUUAAUCGUUGAGCUGCCAGGUCAUGCAGGAGCGGUUAACUGCGUGAGCUGGAACCCAACGAACCUUCACAUGUUGGCUUCAGCGAGCGACGAUGGAACCAUAAGGAUAUGGGGACUUGACCGGAUUAACCCACAGAACCAGAAGAAGCAAGUGCAAGCAAGUAGUAGCAAUGGUGUGCUUCACCGAUGCAAUGGGAAUUGA